GUAACGCAUGUCGGAAGUGCAGGUGCAUCAGCAUCACAACAAAAGCGAGACAGGCUGGCUGGUAACGGGGAAGCGAUUUGAUCCAGUUCACAUUUCAGAUAGCAUCUGUCAUUAUUUAUUAACGUUGUUCAUUCCACACUCGGUAACAUCGCAAUGGCUUUGAAUAAGAACAAUUCUGAAUCCGGAGGCGUCAUUAUCACCAACAAUGAAAGUGUGUUGAUGAGCUAUGAGAAUGUGGAGCUGGUCUUCUGUGAAGCAGAGUGCCUGCCUGAUGCCUUCAGGAAGAGUAAGAAGGGGAGUAUCUUCCUGACCCCCUACAGGGUGAUAUUUGUUGCAAAGGGCAGUCGUGAUGCUCUGCAGUCCUUCAUGAUGCCUUUCUACCUGAUGAAGGGAUGUGAGGUCAAACAGCCUGUCCUGGGGGCCAACUACAUCAAAGGCACAGUCAGCGCAGAGCCCGGAGGAGGCUGGGAGGGCUGUGCCACCUUUAAGCUGGUUUUUGCUGCAGGAGGAGCCAUAGAGUUUGGACAGUACAUGUUACAGGUCGCUGCACAAGCAUCCAGGGGGCAGCCUGUGAGUGGUGGCUUUGGGGGCUGUCCCUACAUGGGCAAUGGGGCCUAUGCCUACCCUCCUCCCCCAGCCAAUGGGUACCCGGCGGGACCCCCACCCGGGUACUCCUACCCCAACCCCCCUCCACAAGGUGUAUUCUACCCCAACCCACCAGCGUUUGAUGGUCCUGCGGCCUACAUGCCCCCUCCUCCCUACUCCGCCCCCCUGGGACAGCAGGCCCCCCACGACCCUGCCCUGCCUUCCACACCUGCAGCGGAGGCAAAGGCAGCAGAGGCAGCAACCAGUGGCAGCUGUUCCACACUUCCUCCCACCUACUUGCCACAGGACAACCCACCCCCCUACUCCCCUACUGAAGACAAGAAGACCAAGUAGAGAGACUGUAUCUCAGCUCCCACCCCUCCUUCACACGGCCUGUACCACCCCCCUAUCUCUCCAUCCGUAUGAUGUCUUUGUUCCUCCUUUCUCUUCCACAAACCCCUCCUUUUGGUCUCUCUCCUCUCGGUCUACCUUGCUCCCUUUUUAAGUCUCUCCCCCUCCCCCCUCCUCCCCUCUGGCCAGUCUCUUAACUCACAACCAGCUAGCUAUGUUAGCUCCACUCUCCCCAGCUCGUGUACAGGCAGUUACCUUCUGAGUUCCACUAAACAGUUCUCUCCACCUGACUUUAACUAAACAGUGUUACUUACAGCUUUUCUAGUGGUUGAUGAUAUGAUUGUAGCUUGUUUGAGCCAAAGAUGUCAGGAAAAAGGGGAAUAUUAAGUUAAGACAGAGGUGUUUUUGACUGAGGUUUUAGUAGUAUUCUUGGGUACCUGCCUUUUUCUGCAUUGCCAAACACUACAUUUUCUUGCCAGAUCGGAAAACGGCAAGUUGGCUAAAGCAGAUACGGACAGGCAUGCAGGCUCAAGGUUUAGCAGGUCGUUUUGGUGAGAACCUGGUUUAUUUAAUAAGACCGUUGAUGACUAAUUGAACUGGACUGAAUUAAGUGAUUUCUCAGCUAUCCAGGGGCUAGUGAAAGGCUGUAUAUUGUUGAUUUAGUUUAUUAUUUGUCUGUACAUGCUUUUAAUGUGACACCUUUUAAUGAGAGGAUAGCAGUAGAUCAUUAGACCAGGUCUUUGUUGAAAUUUUACAUAUCUUACAUUUUACAUUUACAUUUAAGUCAUUUAGCAGACGCUCUUAUCCAGAGCGACUUACAAUAUCUGAAAUGACACCCUUCUAUAAAGGGAAUAUAGUGUAAUUUGAGACUUUCCCGUUGUGUUGAUAGGAACCAAAAUGUUCAGUAUAGUGGACAGCUAGCUAGAACACUAAGAAUCCCUGAUCCUAGUUGAACUAUCAAACUACAUGGAAAGAUGAUCUUAGCUAUCUGCGACUUCCUGUGUGUGUGUAUAUAGAGCAGUUGCCCUAUGAUGUCAUGUCCUGUGUCACUCUUCUGAACAUUCUAGAACUCACCACAUCACAUCAAGGAAUUAAACAAAUGAAAUAGUUCCUUGCAUCACAUCACCCUGCGUUGUUCUGGACUAACAGAUUAGAUCAAUAGUCACUUCUCUCACAUCUAACAACACUGAUGGCUAUCAACUUCUCUUGUGGUGUGUCCUUUACUGACAUGUUUGAGGUCAGUCUCCUGAAUCUGAUCUGAGCACCUUAAUAUUUGGGCAUCUCUUUUUCUCUCUGGCACAAUGCAGCUGGCAGAUUCUUUGCACUUUCAGAAUGCUAUGCAUCGGGCCUCUUCGCGCCUGCCAUGGCUAUGUGUAUAGUAAAAAAAAAAUCGGAUAUGGCUAUAUUUAUUUCAAGUUCCCACUAAUUUAUUGAUUAAUUCAUUUGAAAUGGUCAAAUAUAUUAUUAAAAAGACCAAAGCAUGGGCUCAAUUGUAACUAAUAUGGAUUGGAUUUUUAUUAAACUGAUCUUGUGAUGUGAA
Molecule: messenger RNA, 2476 nt
Organism: Salmo salar (Atlantic salmon)
Lineage: Eukaryota; Metazoa; Chordata; Actinopteri; Salmoniformes; Salmonidae
Product: WW domain-binding protein 2
Biological process (GO): positive regulation of DNA-templated transcription
Cellular component (GO): nucleus
Molecular function (GO): chromatin DNA binding; transcription coactivator activity
Source: RefSeq, a predicted model, not a curated record